Messenger RNA from Lactuca saligna, 1160 nucleotides. The record is from the annotation of a GenBank genome assembly. Lineage: Eukaryota; Viridiplantae; Streptophyta; Magnoliopsida; Asterales; Asteraceae.
UGCUUCCUUACUCGAGACACACACACACACACAAAAACCCUCUCUUGCUCUCUCCCCCUCUCUCUCCGUCGUUAAGCAAUGACGUCUGUAAUUGAAAACGAAGAUUUACAAGACGCUCUUGAUGGCAUGGGGAUCCACGAGGUUAGUAUAGUGAACACUUUCGGGAAUUUGAGUAAAGAUGUCAUGCAAAAUGUCUUUGGUGAUUCUUCUGGGGUGGAAGAUUUCAAUGGCCUUAAGCCGAUUUUCAACUAUGACCAUCAAAAUAAUUUGGAGGCCCGAUUUCUGGUGUUCAAAAAUGCAUUGGUUAUGUAUUCCCAACAUCCUUUUGAAAGGGAUGCCCGCCUACUGCAUGUUGCCUUGAACGACCUGGAAAACUUCCACCAAAAAAAGGUGGUAGUUGAAUUAAUGUGCACUAGAACAUUGCCAGAGAUCGUGGGAUUUAGCAUGGCAUAUGACGCCAUCUUUAGAACAAACUUCAAAGAAGACCUCAAAGCCAUUACCCCCAAAACCCUUGACCUUCAGGUUUUGUUGGGGGUGUGUGAACUCCCGUACAAAGGGAAGAUGGAUUUAGAACACUGGAGACGCAACGGUGAUUUCUGUGGAAUAGUGGGCGCAGGCAAAGCAGAAGACGUGUUGAAGAAGAUGACAGAUGAUCGGAUUACAUCCAUCAACUCAUGGAUGAAAAACAACAUUGAUUUUCCAUUUGAUGAUGUUAAAACAAACAAAAUGUUUGAAAUCGUCCAACAAUGUAUUGAAGACCCGGUUGGCUAUUUUACGAAGGUGCUGGAGGAUUCAUUUUCAUCCCGGAGUGCUGACACAUUGACACGUGUAAUAGUGACACGGAACAGCAUUGACCUCGCCCUAAUCGAUGGAGAAUUCACUAAAAGGGGUAAGAAAUCUCUCUGUGAGAGGAUUGGAAAUACUUGUUUGGGCGAUUACAAAGACUUCCUCUUGACUUUGGUCCCUGCUUCAGCUGCACUAAUAACACCAAAAACAACAAAAACCCCAAAGAAAAAAAGGGGUAGUUUCUUCCCUUUCCGUUAAGAUCAAGUAUUAUUCUACUCUUCUAUUUAUAUUCUAAUGUAAUUUUAGGAGAAGAUAUUUAACAUCUAACUCCAAAUCUAAGAUUCUGUUAUAUUUGUUACAUUGUUUUCUUGCAU